Molecule: messenger RNA, 1696 nt
Organism: Symbiodinium sp. CCMP2456
Lineage: Eukaryota; Dinophyceae; Suessiales; Symbiodiniaceae
Source: the annotation of a GenBank genome assembly
AUGAAGCUCGGCUCUUCGAGAGCCUUUGGCUCAUUCAGGGCCCUUACGGUCUUGGCUUGGGUUCUCUGUUGGGCCACGUCCCGGUCCUUCAAGCUGUCGGGGUCUCCCAUCCCGGUGACCGACUCCGAGAAUGCGACCGUCCAGGAGAUUGUGGAGGAGGUCGUUGCUGAUGAUUUGAAACAGGACAUGGACGAGAUCAACAACAUGUCAAACCCCAUGACGGAGAACGCGAGUGAUCCUAGCGAGGGAUUCGGAGCGCUGGCCAAGAAUUUGGAGUUCCUUCUUGUGAAGGUCGCACAGCUCGAGGCGGUUGCUGAGAUGCAGCAAGCCGAGCUGAUAUCGUAUCGGAAAAAGUUCGACUCGCAGCAAAAGGAGAUCGAUUCCCUCAAGGCCCAGAUUGGCAACCACGAGCCGCAAGACGGCGGAGCCUUGCUCGAGAUGGAGCAGAAAGAUGCACAAACACGGCUGCAGGAAGCCCAGGACGUCGUCAAGAGAGUGUUUCGCAAGCACCACCGUCAGCGAGAGACAGGCAUCCUCCGUCAUGAAGAGGAGAUCGCCGGAGAGUCCCAGGAGUCGUCGUCCGAUCGCGAAUCUGGAUUUUGGAAGCACCGAAGAAGGAGAUUUCCCAACGUUAUCGUCGACUCGGGUCGGGAUGCAGGAAAUGCGGCGGUAAACGUCGUAACGAACCCCAUUGACACCUUGAAGGAUGGAUACAACGCUGCUAAAGACAAGGCUGAAUGGUUGAAGAACAACGCAAUCUCGACUGUGGAACAGGCCGUCGCGAUUCUGAGCCAAGGCUUCUCGGACUUCGGCGCCAGCUGCCCAAACAGUGCUGCGCCUUCGAUCAGAACAUUCAACGCUCAUGAACUCAAAAUCUACUUCGGGGAUCUCCGCUGCAAGCUCAGCCUGAUGGGGCAGUCGACCCCCUUGUUCGGACUCAACUUCGGUGAGCACAGAAUUGCUUUGCCGAGCCAGUUAACAAUUCUUUUCCACCUGGGAUGGGAGCUGGUGCACUCGUGCACGGGCACACACAACCACAUUGAGGUGACCAAGUGUCUUGCCAGGUCACUUGCGAAGUUCAGUCCACCAGUGGACUUCUUGCCCGACCAGUUGAAGAAAGUUGCUAAUGGCCAAGUCCUAGACCUCCUGCCCGGCCCAGUACAACUCGUUGCAGGGUCUGCAUACGAGGCCGUCCGGACAGUGUUCAGUGUUGGAUUUGAGCUAAUGCACUGUCCACACCGCGGCCACCACCAUCAGUUGAUCGCAUGUCUUGGCCGUUGGAUCCAGCACUUUGCCCCACCGAUGAAUUGGAUGCCCCACCCCGUACACGCACUUGCAAAUGGCCAGAUCAUUGGCAACAUCAUGGGGCUCAUGCCUGGGCCAAUGCAACUUCUUGGAGGUGGCCAGACGAAUUCCAUCCAAAAUAUGCUUGCCUUGGGCGACGCGCUCAUGAAGUGUUCAGACUCACAGCAGCAGGACUUAGUCCAGUGCCUCGGCUUCCAGAUUGUUGGGAGCGUCCCUCCCCUGAACUUCCUGAACCGCCUGGGCGACAUCUUCGGAGAGUUCAUCGCCGCCUUCGCAAAGGUCGCCUCCACAGUGGCGGCUCAAGCGAUGAAGGGAGGGGAAUCGUUGCUGCAGACCGCGGCCACCACGGAGUUCCCCUCUGCCGGCGCUCAGGCGAUGGUGCAUCACAGAG